Messenger RNA from Sphaerulina musiva SO2202, 1269 nucleotides. RefSeq lists its product as uncharacterized. The record is from RefSeq and is a predicted model, not a curated record. The transcript is spliced from 3 exons. NCBI's taxonomy places the organism in Eukaryota, Fungi, Ascomycota, Dothideomycetes, Mycosphaerellales, Mycosphaerellaceae. The annotation marks the transcript as partial.
AUGUCGGCCAAGACAGUCACUCGUUCUUUGCUAUGUCUAUCCGCUGUAGCUUCAGCGCUCCCAGUGUUCAAUCCCGCUGCGCAGGCUGGGGCGGACGCCAUUAAUGGUUUUCCCCCUACUUCGUUCAAUCAAUUCACCCCUUCUUCCUUUUCACCGGCCACCUCUUUGAAGGAGAGCGGGAGCCCGUUUGUUGUUGAUAAGAGCGAGGCCAACUCGCUUCUUAGUCUGCUUCCUGGACAAAACUCUCCAUUCAACGGCGAAGGCAGCAUAGUGAACAGCGAGUCAACCCAAUCUGAAGAGUCAGGAUUCUUUGGUGGACUGAUCACCAAACGCGAGGAACAAGAAACCGACGAAGGUGCACUCGACUUGAACCUCCUCGAUGAUGACGAUGAUGACGAGGAAUUCCUGUUGGAUGACGAGCAGGACAACGGAUACGGCUCAAUUAUUCCAGGCGCACCGGGCACACCAGUCAACCCAGCUGCUCAGGCUGCCGCGGACGCCAUAUCGGGCAACGCUGCUGGCAUGACUGGGACGUUGGUAAACCCAGCUGCUCAGGCUGCAGCAGACGCUAUCUCGGGCGACUAUGUUGACACUCCCUUGACAUAUGGCCCUGAUGGUGUGCCAGUCUCACCACCUAUGGCACCAACCUACCCCCAAGGAUAUGGAAGUGGUGUCCCUCCUGCUGACCCUGUGAUGCCACCGACGAAGCCAGCAGGCUACGGCAGCGGUAUGCCUCCUGUUGACCCUGUGAUGCCACCAACGAAGCCACAAGGCUACGGCGGUAGCGUGCCCCCUCCCGGACCGCCUCCACAGCCAUCGAUGCCACCGAAGUCGCCAGUCUCCCCGCCUCCUAUGACACCGCCAACCUACGGCAUGCCACCGGCUGACCCUGUGAUGCCACCAACGAAGCCGCAAGGAUACGGCGGUGUGCCUCCUCCUGGCCCUCCUCAGCCAUCGAUGCCACCAAAGUCGCCUGUGUCACCGCCUCCUAUGACACCGCCAACCUACGGUAUGCCACCGGCUGACCCUGUGAUGCCACCCACUAAGCCUCCUGGAUACGGUGGCAGCGUGCCUCCUCCCGGACCGCCUCCUCAGCCAUCGAUGCCACCGAAGUCGCCAGUCUCCCCGCCUCCUACGACACCACCAACCUACGGCAUGCCUCCUGCUGACCCUGUGAUGCCACCCACCAAGCCAACUGGAUACGGCAGCGGCAUGCCACCGGCUGAUCCUGUAAUGCCACCCACUAAGCCUCCUGGAUACGGUGGCAGC